AUGGAAACUAUGCUAAGCUCCAAAAUGACAAGGGAUUUUGAAACUUAUGACGCGCUUCAAAGUGGAAAACUCUCCAGGAUGUACCAAACCACAUUUUACUCCGCGUUUAAUAAACAGCACAGACGUAGUAAGCUUUCCAUACAGUUGCUUGUCACGUCUUUCUUUUGUCUGGCAAUGAUGUUAUACUCGUACUUUUCAAAUGACAUGGUAUCGUGUACGAUUAAUCUUGGGGAGUAUCCCGAAAAGAUUAAUACCAUUGAAAUUGACAAGAGAAAAUGCCCAAUAGAACUUACUCAGAGAAAUAUUUAUGUUUAUUAUAAAAUUGAUGGAUAUCCGCUGCAUGCAUAUGCAGGGUACAAGCUACACAAUAAGACGCAGUUCAAAGGAAUCGUGGAUGAGAAUGCCAGAGCAUGCUUCCCAUAUGAUUUUCUCAAGGGAACAGGUACAAAGAAGCUCUUGUUCCCGUGCGGUGCACAUCCGGUAAAUGUAUACAACGACAAAUUUGGCUUUUACUCCGAAAGUAUGUUUCACGACAAUAAAAAGAUACUAAUUGAUCAAAGAUUUGAAACUUUAGCUAAAUAUCAGGACUACCAAGAUAUAAAGGAUCCUCCAAAGGGGUCAUUCGAUGGUAAAGCUGAUAUCCAUAACUGGUUAAGAGCUACAUCCGUAGAAUCUUUAAAGUUUUCCUCUGGUGUAAAAACCCUCAGUGGACGGGAGGAUAAGCCGAAAAUGACUCAUUUACUAUCAUCCAUAUCCUCGGGAGACGGAAUGGAAAAUGGACAUUUUGUACAGUGGAUGACACCUCCACCGUUUGAAAAUUUUAUGAAGCUAUACGGAAUUGUCAGUGGGCCCACAAAAUUCCCCUUUUAUAUCAAAUUUGAAAAUUAUUUUAAAAUCAAUGAAUUUGGAGGUAAUAAAUAUCUUGUACUCAUUGGCUCAAAUAGUCGAUUCUUCUCAACGUCGUUCUUAACAUCGGUCUACUUGGCAUUUACCAUAAUAACUUUUGUUCUAGGUUCACUACUUUUGACAAAACGGGGCGCUCGGAUGAACUGUGGAUGA
This is a messenger RNA of Theileria equi strain WA, 1059 nucleotides long. RefSeq lists its product as hypothetical. Gene Ontology annotation, cellular component: Golgi apparatus; plasma membrane; endoplasmic reticulum. Bases 1 to 1059 code for a protein of 352 amino acids. The record is from RefSeq and is a predicted model, not a curated record. NCBI's taxonomy places the organism in Eukaryota, Apicomplexa, Aconoidasida, Piroplasmida, Theileriidae. The transcript is spliced from 2 exons.